CAUGGUGGCAGACCCAGAGAACCCUCUCGUCCUGGACAUCCUUACUGGCUCUUCUACCUCCUACUCCUUCUUCCCUGACAGACCCAUCUCUCAGUACCCCCAUGCUGUUGGUAAAAACACCCUGCUGAUCGCCGGCCUUCAGGCUAGAAACAACGCCAGAGUGGUUUUCAGCGGUUCUCUAGACUUCUUUAGUGAUGCCUUCUUCAACUCUGCUGUGCAGAAGGCCACGCCAGGCUCCCAGAGGUAGUCCUCACUGUUCAUUACAUCCCUCCUGU
Messenger RNA from Larimichthys crocea (large yellow croaker), 275 nucleotides. Its product is annotated as dolichyl-diphosphooligosaccharide--protein glycosyltransferase 48 kDa subunit-like. The coding region runs from base 2 to 247 and encodes 81 amino acids. The record is from RefSeq and is a predicted model, not a curated record. The transcript is spliced from 2 exons. Gene Ontology annotation, cellular component: oligosaccharyltransferase complex; endoplasmic reticulum membrane. Lineage: Eukaryota; Metazoa; Chordata; Actinopteri; Sciaenidae.